AUGUGCACUGAGGUUGUAUCUGCUCGAAUCAUGUCGGAAGAACAGAUUGCCGACUUCGGCCAACGUUUUAACGAUCUGCGCAAAAAGAAUCAUCUAGUCGAUUGUAGCUUUAGAUUAGGUGAUGAUAUUUAUCAUUGCCAUAAGCUUAUUCUGUCUGCGGCAAGUCCAGUUUUCGAAACGAUGUUUUAUGGUGCUCUAGCAGAAAAGCAAACUGUAAAAAUAGCAGAUAUUAAAUCCAAAGUCUUUGAAAGGAUGCUGAACUACAUCUACAUAGGUUCCAUCGAAUUUGACUGUAUAGAAAAUAUUGAAGAGAUGCUUGAAUUGUACUACUGUGCGGAAAAGUACAUGAUCGACAGUUUACACGAAAAGUGUGUCAACUACUUUGGAAAAAAUAUUAAACCAAACAACGUCCUCAAAAUACUUGAUAUAGCAUACAGUAUGAAUUUGGACGAUAUAAUUUACUCAUGUAUGUGUGUUUUAAAACACUUUUUUACAUCCGGUAUGAGCUUGAGCAACAUCAUUCUUGAAAGAAACCAUCACCUGUCUAAGAACUGCGUUGAUCUCAUCUUGGAAGAUAACUAUGAAGUCAAAGAUAAUAUUAUAUGUAUGAUACGUGCCUGGUGCAUUACGGAAUGUGAACAAAAUCGGCUUGAGGUGAACACGGACAGCAUGAAAACAGUGUUACAAGACAUUGAGUUGCCGGAUACAUUAAAGAACACAAUAGUCGGAUGUAGCUUUGCGAACUUUACACCAAUCGCCGGUGAUAAAUUCGGUUGGAUACCAGUUCAACGUAUCCAUCAUAAAGCCGUUCGUCCGUUGAUUAUCGGUGACGAGAUGGAGUUUGAGACAAACAUUAGCACCAAUCGAUUUAUCGUUAUAAAAUCGUUAAACAUCAACAGUCGGCUGCUUCCACAGUUAAAGGUAUCGGAUGUACGGCAAGAAAACUAUACAGAAAAGCUGAUGGUGGAAAUUUCUUCCAAGCAUAACAACGAAAGGCGAAAUGUAUAUCAAAAAGAGCAUGUCAUCUGUGAUGUAACAUUCAACGAUAAUCUGCAAGUGAGCUUAUCAGAACAAAUUGUUUUCUUCCCAGAUGUUAAAUAUACUGUGCGGCUUAAGUGGGAUUCUAGCAGUGUGGGAUUUGAAUAUCCACGAUCCAUCCUUUCUGCUUAUGGUAAAAGUAAGCAAUUAUUGGUUACUUUCAGUGAAAACAUGUAUUUUCAAAAUUCUGGCAGCAUUUUAAAUGGAGUUGUUUGUGAUCUGUACAAAUAAUGUGCCUUUGUGUAACAAUGUCAUUGAUAUUGAAGUUUUGUCCAUGAUACGAAGUCCGUUAUAGCAAGGUGCCUGAUAUCCUUACUGAUCUUUUGCACGACCUAAUAUAUCGUUCGUAUGAGUACGUACAAGCAGCACACCUCGCGCGCCAUGAAUAAUUGUUAUAUGAACGCUAUACAUGUGUGCGUACACAGGCUGAUUAUUUUGGUUGUCUAGCAAAUAACAUCAGACAGACUAUAGUGAUUUUUUGGAUUUAAUUCUGCACGGUUGGUACGACAUAAUCGAUAACUUAAAUGAAAUUUAUAACGUACCAAAUUAAACAUUGUUUUG
This is a messenger RNA of Anopheles nili, 1599 nucleotides long. RefSeq lists its product as uncharacterized. The transcript has 2 exons. Lineage: Eukaryota; Metazoa; Arthropoda; Insecta; Diptera; Culicidae. Bases 1 to 1269 code for a protein of 422 amino acids. The record is from RefSeq and is a predicted model, not a curated record. Gene Ontology annotation, molecular function: protein binding.